AUGCUGGGGCGGGCGGCGGCGGCGGGUCGGACCCUGCGAUGGGGAGCGGCGGCGGCGGGGCGGCGGCAGCGGAGCGGGGCGGGCAGCCCCGACCGCGGCCCCCGCAGCGACCGGGCCCCGAAGAUCUACACGAAGACGGGAGACGCAGGCUUCUCCAGCACCUUCACCGGGGAGCGGCGGCCGAAGGGCGACCGGAUCUUCGAAGCUCUGGGAGCCACGGACGAACUGAGCUCGGCCAUCGGGCUCGCUGGUGAAUUUAGCAGUGAAAAGGGCCACACAUUUGUUGAGCAGCUUCACAAAGUCCAGUGUAUGCUGCAGGAUGUGGGCUCCAACAUCGCGACGCCGCUCUCCUCAGCCAGGGAGGCUCACUUAAAACGAACAUCUUUCAGUGAGAAGCCAGUUCUGGAGCUGGAGCAGUGGAUUGACAGCUACUCAGAGCAGCUUCCUCCACUCAGAACUUUCAUCUUGCCAUCAGGAGGUAAAAGCAGUGCUGCUCUCCACUUCUCCCGAGCUGUCUGCCGCAGAGCUGAAAGGUGCAAGCCAGAAAAGGCUGUGCCCCGGUCAGGAGGCAGGAACAGUGCUGUUCCCUCGACAAAAGGGUCCCUGUUUACAUGCAGAAAGGAUGUGGGGAGUUGGAAUGGGGACUCCAGCGUGGUUCCUUUGGUGCAAGCAGGGGAGGCAGAUCCAAACGUGGCCAAAUACUUAAACAGACUGAGUGACUACCUCUUUGUUCUGGCACGUUACGCUGCAAUGAAGGAAGGGAAGGAGGAGAAAAUAUAUAUAAAGCCUGAGCUGUAACUGGGAGCUGGAAUGUUUGUUUCCUUGAGCAUGGGAAGCUAAAUCCAGCAGACUGCUUUCCCCAUCAAGGAAGGGAAAGAGAACAAGCCUGCAUUGGAAACGUGAGCUGCCAAAAACUUCCAGCUUAAAUAAUUAGGAAUUGUUCUUAAAUACGGCGCAGAACAUGUUCUAUUCACUGGGCCUUGUCCAAAUACCCCUUGUACAACACUGGUCUUUGCCCUGCAUUGGAGGUGGGGCAGGAGACUUGGCAGAACUCGAGCUGAUUCCUAGAGAAGUCCCCCUUGCCCUGGGCAGUGCAGGUGCUGUGGAAAGGCUUUGACAAGACAGAGGAAUGAAGAGGAGAAAACAAUCAGCUUCUCCUUGCAAGUCACAAUGCUCGUGCAGAACAGCAGCUGGGUGGAGAUUCAGGAACUCUGCCCACAAGCUUUGAAGUAAUAAAUGUGAAUUUAUUUAUACCAAAGGGCCCUUAACUCAUACUUCAACAGUGAGCCCAGAGUGCUUUUCUUUAAGCUGCUUUCAAUCCAUCAGCCUGGCUGAAGCUGAGCUGUGUAGAUUUCCAGGAAUGCACUAAGAAUUCCCUGGCUCCGGCAGCCUCUCUGCAUGCACAUGAAGAAUCUCUGUGCUGACAAUCCAGCGCAUCCUCUGCCAGGAGCAGGGCCCGUGCAGGAUGGAGGGAUGAAAGGAGGAAGGGACAAAGCCUGCAGGUCAUGUGCAGUCAAGCUGUGUGGAGGUACCUGGGGUUUACUCCACAUGGAGCUGCCCCUGUGCCCUCUGAGUUUGGCCACAUCCUCUGCUCUGGCUGCAGGUACCAGUUGAAGGAGUAGAGUCCUUGUUCUGUUUGAGCUUCUAUCCCUGGGGACUGUUCAAGUUUGCAGAUGAAGGAGUUGUGAUGAGUAGCAGGGGCCUGGUGCCACCUCCGUGGUGCUUUCCACACCUCGAGAGCUCUUGUCCUGCACUCGGUGCCACUUCCAGGGGUGGGAGCUUCCACAUCAGUCAUGCAGUUCCUCUAUUCAAUUAAUUAAGUAGAAACAACCUUAAACUUGCUUCCCCAGAGUCUCUGGCUUUUGUGUUAACUUUUUAAUCAGCGUGGGGUCAGAGUGAAGAAUGCCCAGCACUAAUAGACAUCUCUGCCUCAUUACUCACCCUCUUCUUUGAAACAGAUAUUUCAUGGCUAUUGUUAAUGCACAUUUUUCACAGAGUCAUUUCCCAAGCCUUAGCCUCUAACACAUCCCAAUGACAAAUGCUCUUGAUUUGGACUGUACCGUCAGCUGCAGUGUCACAUCAGACAGUUCCUCAGUGCCUGCUCCAGACAAGCCCUCCAGUUUUAUGGUAGCUCUGUCUCAGUGAUCACUACUGAACCUCAGGAAUCCAGAGGCUUUUCAAGUUUAAUUGAAUAAAAUUCUUUGCAAUAUAAA
Strigops habroptila (Kakapo) is the source of this 2213-nucleotide messenger RNA. RefSeq names its product metabolism of cobalamin associated B (gene MMAB). Gene Ontology annotation, molecular function: corrinoid adenosyltransferase activity. The coding region runs from base 1 to 798 and encodes 265 amino acids. NCBI's taxonomy places the organism in Eukaryota, Metazoa, Chordata, Aves, Psittaciformes, Psittacidae. The record is from RefSeq and is a predicted model, not a curated record. The transcript has 10 exons.